Molecule: messenger RNA, 1646 nt
Organism: Gaeumannomyces tritici R3-111a-1
Lineage: Eukaryota; Fungi; Ascomycota; Sordariomycetes; Magnaporthales; Magnaporthaceae
Product: NADPH dehydrogenase
Exons: 2
Coding region: 146-1438 (430 amino acids)
Cellular component (GO): intracellular anatomical structure
Molecular function (GO): NADPH dehydrogenase activity; NADP binding; FMN binding
Source: RefSeq, a predicted model, not a curated record
CAUUUAUAUAGAACCCGACAGUCCAUCAUUGGGAAGUAUUGCCAAUCGGCAUCGCAAGUCUCCAACUAGUGUCCUGUGGAAAGUGAACACAGCCAUCCACAUCCUUACUAGAUCUCCUCAUUGCAAACAUCCCCGCAACGACAUCAUGACCUCCUCCAAAAAGACCCUCAGCCCUCCGGCGCCCGGCGUCCCCUACUACACCCCGGCCCAGGAGCCUCCAGCCGGCACCGCACUGUCUGCCCCCGAAGGCGGCGGCAGCGUGCCGACGCUCUUCACGCCGCUCCGCAUCCGCGGCCUGGAGCUGAGCAACCGGUUCGCCGUCUCGCCCAUGUGCCAGUACUCGGCCGACGACGGCCACCUGACCGAUUAUCACCUGGUGCACCUGGGCUCGUACGCCAUGCGCGGCGCCGCCCUCACCGUCGUCGAGGCCACCUCGGUCACGCCCAACGGCCGCAUCAGCCCCGAGGACAGCGGCCUGUGGCAGGACAGCCAGGUCGCGCCCCUGAGGCGUAUCGCCGACUUUGUCCACUCGCAGGGCCAGAAGGUCGGCAUCCAGCUGGCCCACGCCGGCCGCAAGGCCAGCACGCGCGCCCCCUGGCACUACUCGCGCGGCAACGCCGAGGUCGCCGGCGAGGAGGUGGGCGGCUGGCCCGACAACGUCUGGGGCCCCAGCGCCAUCCCCUUCUCGCCCCUGUACCCCAGCCCCAAGGAGAUGACGGUCGAGCAGAUCGAGGGCCUGGUCACGAGCUUUGCCGACGCCGCCAAGCGCUCUGUAGAGGCUGGUAUGGAUGUUAUCGAGAUCCAUGGCGCGCACGGCUAUCUCAUCACCGAGUUUCUUUCUCCUCUGAGCAACAAACGGACCGACCAGUAUGGUGGCAGCUUCGAGAACCGCACCCGGCUCCUUGUGGAUGUGAUCAAGGCGGUCCGCGGCGCCAUCCCCGAGUCCAUGCCGCUCUUUGUGCGCGUCUCGGCUACCGAGUGGAUGGAGCACGCGGGCCAGCCGAGUUGGGACCUGAACGAGAGCAUCCGCCUCGCCAAGCUGCUGCCCGACCUCGGCGUCGACCUGCUCGACGUCAGCUCGGGUGGCAACUCGCACGCGCAGCAGAUCAAGCUGUACGACUUCUACCAGGCCGACCUGGCCGGCAAGAUCCGGGCCGAGGUGACGGCCGCGGGCAAGAAGCUGCUCAUCGGCGCCGUCGGUAACAUCACGACGGCGGAGCUCGCCAGGGCGGUGGUGCAGGAGGAUGGUGGCCAAGGCACGGUCGAGGUCGAGGACGAGACCCACGGCGGCAAGACGCGGGCCGAUCUCGUGCUGGUGGCGCGGCAGUUCCUGCGCGAGCCCGAGUUCGUGCUCCGCACGGCACACCAGCUGGGCGUCGCGGUUCAAUGGCCCAAGCAGUAUCACCGCGCCGGCUGGCAAAAGGGCGCCAAGAUCUAGAGAAGGAACUGAUGCUCGCUGUGUCCUCAGUAAAUAGAUAUUGUAACACAUAACCUCUCUACCGCCCAGUCGUCAUCUUUAAUUUAGAAUACAGAACUGUUCAGCUAGAUGACAUACAUCACGCUCACUCAAAAAUACCAGAGCUAGCUGAGAUGCCGGAGCAGAUCGAAAUAUGCUUGUUUGGUGAGCCUCAGAAGCUUGCGUUCUA